This is a messenger RNA of Nannospalax galili (Upper Galilee mountains blind mole rat), 2057 nucleotides long. It is a transcript of the gene Paqr9, whose product is annotated as progestin and adipoQ receptor family member 9. The record is from RefSeq and is a predicted model, not a curated record. The transcript has a single exon. Gene Ontology annotation, cellular component: membrane. Lineage: Eukaryota; Metazoa; Chordata; Mammalia; Rodentia; Spalacidae. Gene Ontology annotation, molecular function: signaling receptor activity. The coding region runs from base 3 to 1106 and encodes 367 amino acids.
CCAUGCCGCGGCGCCUGCAGCAGCGGGGCGCGGGCAGCAGAGGCCCGGCUGCCGCCCGGCGCUCGCAGCCUCCCGCGGAGCCCCCCGCGGCCUCCAAGCCGCUGCUGCGCUGGGACGAGGUGCCGGAUGACUUCGUGGAGUGCUUCAUCCUGUCCGGGUACCGGCGCCUGCCAUGCACCGCGCAGGAGUGCCUGGCCUCGGUGCUGAAGCCCACCAACGAGACGCUCAACUUCUGGACGCACUUCAUCCCGCUGCUGCUGUUCCUCAGCAAGUUCUGCCGCCUGUUCUUCCUGAGCGGCCGCGACGUGCCCUUCCACCACCCGUGGCUGCUGCCGCUGUGGUGCUACGCGUCGGGCGUGCUGCUGACCUUCGCCAUGAGCUGCACGGCGCACGUGUUCAGCUGCCUGUCGCUGCGCCUGCGCGCCGCCUUCUUCUACCUGGACUACGCGUCCAUCAGCUACUAUGGCUUCGGCAGCACGGUGGCCUACUACUACUACCUGCUGCCCGGCCUGAGCCUGCUGGACGCCAGGGUCAUGACGCCCUACGUGCAGCAGCGCCUGGGCUGGCACGUGGACUGCACGCGCCUGAUCGCCGUCUACCGCGCGCUGGUGCUGCCGGUGGCCUUCGUGCUGGCGGUGGCCUGCACCGUGGCCUGCUGCAAGAGCCGCACUGACUGGUGCUCCUACCCGUUCGCCCUGCGCACCUUCGUGUUCAUCAUGCCGCUCAGCAUGGCCUGCCCCAUUAUGCUGGAGAGCUGGCUCUUCGACCUACGAGGCGAGAACCCCACGCUCUUCGUGCACUUUUACCGCCGCUACUUCUGGCUGGUGGUGGCCGCCUUCUUCAACGUCAGCAAGAUCCCCGAGCGCAUCCAGCCGGGCCUCUUCGACAUCAUAGGCCACAGCCACCAGCUCUUCCACAUCUUCACCUUCCUCAGCAUCUAUGACCAGGUCUAUUACGUGGAGGAGGGACUGCGCCAGUUCCUCCAGGCGCCGCCCGCUGCGCCCACCUUCUCCGGCACGGUGGGCUACAUGCUGCUGCUGGUGAUUUGCCUGGGCUUGGUCAUCAGGAAGUUCCUCAACAACGCCGAAUUCUGCAGUAAAAAGUGAGCCUCCGUCCUGGAGGAGGCUAUGGUUUGCCCUCCUAUUUGCUUGAAGUUUCCGUUGUUGUUAUUGUUGGUUUGUUUUUCAAGUUUUGUUGUGUUUCCUUCUUUGCUAGCGGAGGGUGCUGCAAGCCACUAGGGAUAAAGGCCCUUGGCUAGUAGGGGAUUCCAGUUCACUGGCCUUUGGAAGAGGAGGAUUGGGGACGAAGCAGGAGGAAGAGGGCCUCUGGAAAAUCAGGUAGUGUCUAUGAGGCCCAGGGAUUUUGCAAAGACAGUAAAGAAAAUUCCAGAUAGAACCCCAAGCCGUUGGCUUUUCUGAUAGUCUUCUGUGUCCGAGGUAAUAGCAGGUAACCCUAAUAAGUCAGGUAGGCAGUAAAGACGAUAAACAGGCAAAAUCCCUGGGUACUGCCAAGCAUCGAGAAAUGCUUGGGUUUGUCGAAAGAAUGGAGCUUUCUUUGUGGGAAAAUGGGCACAAGGACACAAACCCAGGGCAUAACCUGCUAGAAAAUGCAUGGAAUGUGAACAAAAAUUAAUUAUUUCACAAUGUUUCUCAGAUGUUAUUUAAAUGAUAAUAUAUACAAUGAUUUUUCGUAAUUUAUCAAAGCCUGUGAUAUGCACUGAAUUUUCUUUGUCACAUAGUUUUGAUUUCAUAGCCUUCAGCAUUGCACACAUUCGAGCUGGACAUUAGGGCAAGAGGCUUGAGCGUUCUCUACUACAUUUUUAAAACAGUGUUUUCUGAACGCCUAUGAGUGUCAUGAUAAAACUGUGAAUGACUGCUUAGGAACUCUGAUUGGACUACGGGUGAGGAGCUUGUGUGUUUGUAUAUGUCUCCAAUUCCUACUUAAUGUAGUACACAAAACCCACCCUGGGUUUUUGUUUUGUUUUAUUUUUGAAUCUCAUUCUUUCCUCUCUAUUUAUUUAAACUGCCACGGGAAUAAAUGUGCCUUUUGAAGUAAUG